Messenger RNA from Morone saxatilis (striped sea-bass), 1221 nucleotides. RefSeq names its product DEP domain-containing mTOR-interacting protein. Gene Ontology annotation, molecular function: protein binding. The record is from RefSeq and is a predicted model, not a curated record. The transcript is spliced from 9 exons. Lineage: Eukaryota; Metazoa; Chordata; Actinopteri; Moronidae. Bases 1 to 1221 code for a protein of 406 amino acids. Gene Ontology annotation, biological process: intracellular signal transduction.
AUGGAGAGAACAAGUAGCAUUAGGAGAAAAGCCAUGGCCAGACAACAUAAAGGAGAAGUCAUGAUUGCUGGAGAACAACUCAGGUUGAGGCUUCACGGUGGAAAGCUGAUCAAGGACCGCCGCUACCACCUGCGCACAUAUCCCAACUGCUUUGUGGCACAGGAACUUAUAGACUGGCUUGUGAGCCAUAAGGAAGCUCCAGAUCGAGCAACUGCUGUCUGCCUCAUGCAGCACCUCAUGGAUAAUGACAUCGUUCACCACGUCUGUGAUAAGAGGCCAGUGUUCAAGGAUGCCAAACUGCUGUACCGUUUCCGCAAAGAUGAUGGCACAUUUCCCUUCAAUACAGAGGUGAAAAUCUUCAUGAGAGGACAAGGACUGUAUGAACAUCUCAUAGGGGACAAGAACUCUAUUCUGCAGCUAAGAGAGGAGCAUGGUGUUGCAUAUCAGCGCUCCUUUCCUGGCUGCCAAUUGAUUGACUGGCUCCUUCAGAAUGGAGAGGCAGAGAGCCGGCGUCUGGGACUGCAGCUGUGCCGCGCAUUGCAGGAGCAUGGCAUCAUUCAGCACGUGGCAAAGAAGCACGAGUUCUUUGACAGCGGACUGCUCUAUCAGUUCUGCAUCAAUUUCCGCCGCCGCCGCCGCCUGUCUGAACUGUUACAUGAAAGUGAACAAGAUGACGAUGACAAAGGUGUGGUAGUGUCGACACACGAGGACAACCAUUCUGAUAGUCCAUUUGUUCUGCGCAAAGGCCAACCGCAGGAGGGCAACAGUGCUUUCCAGUCUGUGGGGUUGAGUGAAGACCUGAAACAGGUUACCAGUGUGCGUCGAGGCAGCUUGAAUUCCCUUCAGCUUCACUCAGCUGGAUUUCCACCUCUUGUCCAGCUGACUUCAACUUCAAUGGUCAGAUGCAAUCCCAAAUCAGUACUCAGAAGAAAUUUUACAUGUGAAGAGAUACUGGCACAUGGUGCACCCUUCAUCAAGAAAGUGUUGACGGUGAUAGGAGACGCCCUGGGCUGGGGCUUUGUUGUCAGAGGCAUGGCUCCCUGUUAUGUGCAGGCUGUUGACCCUGGAAGCCCUGCAGCAGCUGCUGGAGUUAAGGUGCGGCAGUUUGUGUGCCAGGUGAAUGGACAGUGUGUUCUCUACCUGGACUACAGGACAGUGUCCAGACUGGUGAUGACAGGAACUCGCACUGUUGUACUGGAAGUUAUGGAGCCACUGGAGUGA